CCCGCGCGUGCGCGCCCGGGUCCGCCCUCCCCGCAGCUUCGGCUCCCGCGCGGCGGCGGCGGUUCCUUCCCCCUCCCCCAGCCCUGGCUCCGGGGGACCCCGCGAUGCCGGUCCGCACCGAGUGUCCCCCGCCGGCGGGUGCCUCAGCCACAUCCGCGGCCUCUCUCAUCCCGCCGCCGCCCAUCAACACCCAGCAGCCCGGCGUGGCCACCAGCUUGCUCUACAGCGGCUCCAAGUUCCGUGGCCACCAGAAGAGCAAGGGGAACUCGUACGACGUAGAGGUGGUGCUGCAGCACGUGGACACUGGGAACUCUUACCUUUGUGGGUAUCUGAAGAUUAAAGGCCUUACAGAGGAAUAUCCGACCCUUACAACCUUCUUUGAAGGAGAAAUAAUAAGCAAAAAACACCCUUUCUUAACUCGGAAGUGGGAUGCAGAUGAAGACGUGGAUCGGAAACACUGGGGCAAGUUUCUGGCUUUUUAUCAGUAUGCAAAAUCAUUUAAUUCAGAUGACUUUGAUUAUGAAGAACUGAAAAAUGGGGAUUAUGUCUUCAUGAGAUGGAAGGAACAGUUCCUAGUCCCGGACCACACAAUCAAAGACAUCAGCGGUGCUUCCUUUGCUGGCUUCUAUUACAUCUGCUUUCAGAAGUCAGCAGCCUCCAUAGAGGGCUACUACUACCAUCGGAGUUCAGAAUGGUAUCAGUCCCUCAACCUGACCCAUGUUCCUGAACACAGUGCACCCAUCUAUGAGUUCCGGUGACAGUGGUUCAGAACAGUGGCCAAAUAAAACUGAACUUGGCAACAAAGAGCUUUGCCAAGGAAAUUAUGUACCUGCCAGAACCAGGAGAGGUGUGUUCCUGUUUCUUCACAAGCAGACUUCAUCAGAAAGCAUGAAUGUUAACCUACAGGAUCCAAGGAGCAUGGCCAACCUUCAGGCAGGCAGAGGGAGCUGUCCGCCUCCUACCCUCCUUCCUCUCAGUGGCAUUGUGGUCACCAUCUGUUUCUGAACAACUUUAAAUGCACUUUCCUUCCUGCACAGCUAACUUCUGCAUCACUGAAAUGCCAUCUUUCCUCGGCCUGCCUCUAGCCAAGUGGAAGGUCAGCUCCUGGGUCACCUUAGCCUUGGUGCUCAGUGUCUCCACCCAGGCCCUACUCCUUCCCAGUGCUUGUUUGGUAGCCCAAGGAAAGGCAGAGCCCAGCAUCUUGUGCCCCAGAGCUCUAUGUGAGGAGCUGUCUGGGCCCAGAAUCUACCACCAAUGAGAUGAGAUGGGGGCCUUGGGGGGCCUCAUCGACCUUUGAUUCCAGGUGAUGUCUCCUGGGGCCCUGUGUGUUAACAAUGCAAGACUAGCACAUGGCUGUUGGGUUUUCUGGGCCUGCUUUGGGGAUCACUAAUUUUAAGGCUUCCAGAUCCCUGGUGGGAGUAGAUCCCAAACUGCUUUCUCAGUACAUUUGCUCCAAACUUCUGAACUUGAGGGCAAUACUAAAAUAAAAGAAUUUUUUAUUACAAAAUUAUUAUUUUUAUGGUACCUUUAACAAGGACCCUAUGGCAAAUGCACAAUUAUUCCGAAUUACAUUUAUCGUUUUCACAUUGAAAACAGCAAAUGUUGACUUAGUGACUUUUAUAUCUAUGUCUAUAUGUAUAUUUAAUCAACCAGCAGUUUUAAAACAAGUCAACCUGGUACAAAAGUUCUGCAGCAUUGCUUAAAUUACAGUGCUAAACACAAGAACUGUUUCCGGGCCACCUGAGCGUUUGCGCCUCCUCCUUUUGCUACUCAAAACUUCAGUGUGUCAUGACAACCUUUUCCAAAGGCAGAGGGGGCGUCCAUUCUCCGGAAAGGAUGACUGAAAUGUUGGCGUGGCGUGGGCAGGAAGAAAUGCGCUCAAAUAACUUGGGGCUCAUGUGCCAAAGUGUGAGGGAGGGGAGUGGUUUGGUUUGGUUUGGUUUGGUUUUUCUAAAUGUUUAAAAAGCUUAAUAGGUUGGCAUUGGUUGUAGUCCACAAUAUGGUCAGGACCUUGGGGAAUUCUGGGGGUUUACAGGUCCAAAUAUGAGGAAAAAAGCUUUAAAACACACACAGCCUCAGGGCUGGGAGUGCGGCUGAUCAAGCACUAGCCUGUCACCUAUGUGGACCUUGCCUUCAUUCCCAGUGCUGGAAAAAGGAACACCAAGGGGUAGCAGGUUGGUUGUUCUUGUAUUGUGCUGUGUUACUAAUACUGAAUAUCUGCGGGAGCCUUAAGGGAGCAGAAGUGGGGAAAGGAACCAGCAGGUGCUUGCGAUAUUCAUAGCCCCAAGACUUACCAUUCAGUAAAGCUGAGGCUCAGAAACCAUAAAAAUAAAUCAUCCCAAGACUUAGAAGAAAAUAAUAAACAUCCAUUUUCGAGAGCUGGAUCAAUGGUUCCUUACCCUUGAAAAGCAACCUGGGUAUGGCAGUACACCUGUAGUCCCAGCUCCUCAGAAGUCUGAGCCCAGGAGUAGGGGUCAAUGUGAGGUGAACCUUCAUCUGAGACCAAAGUUCACCUGAAUAUCAGAUGACCAGCUCGGAUCAGAAACACUUGGUUUACACCAUGGGACACCGUGGUUUCAAUUAAACUGAGGGACAACACUGAAGAGUGAAGGGGGCAGAGACUGACUGCUGGCUUUUCCCUGCAGCACCCUCUGGCUUCCUCUCCACCAUGCCACUCAACCCUUGUGUUCUGUGCAGGUAUCAUUCAGCAGUAGAUGGCAUCACCCUGAAGCUGGGGCUUUCGUGUAGCUCAAGUAGCACAUCAGUGAGCAGCUUCCCUUGUAAACGGGGCAGGCCAGGCUGUAGCUUAGGGACUUCCCCACACACCCCUUUUCUCCUUGGAUCUCUGUCGUCAGGGUCUCACGGUAACUCUGGCUGGUCUGGAGCUCUCUAUGUAGACCAGGCUGACCUUGAACUCACUGAGAUCUACCAGACUAUGAGUACUAGGAUUAAAGGUGUGAACCACCACGCCCUGCUUUUUGUUCUUCCUUAGCUAGGGAAGUGUUCCAGCUCUAAGAAAGCUGAAGGAAGGAUGCCUUUCACAGCCUUCAGACCCACCUGAAAACUUGCUGCUUAGAAGUCUACCCCUGAGCACUGGGCAGGAAUAAACACGUUCCACUUCUUAGUAACCCCUACCUGGUGGGCAGUGACUUCUCUUCCUUUUCUGUCCCUGAAGGACUUCUGGGGUCUUGUCUCCAUUGGUAGGUCUUUCUCCAGCUGUCUCGGUGGUUUACAUGCUCUGGUACUGUGUGCAAUAUCUUUGACUGACACUUGUAUCUAACAUUGAAAAAUAAGUGCAGACUGCAAAUUUCCUACUGUUCUCUACUCCAACAAGCCAGCCCCCAGGCCGGGACUGGUCUUACCUUACCCUCCACUCAGAAGGCUCCACUGCUGUGGACCUCUCAUUCCCUGCUUUACUCAUCUACCCAUCUAUCUCCUUUAAGAUUGCCUAGCAUUUCAGCUGCAGUCCAAAAGUAAGUAGACAAUGCCUAAUAUUAAGUAGACAGUCAGUUGGUAUACUGGCCCUGUUAGCAGUGUUGGAGUCAGACUCCAGUGGAACAAAGGGGUUUCUCAAUGUCUUUUGCUUUCAGAAGCAGGGAAUUUAUAUUCCUUUAAAGGCCUUGAAUGGAUUUCUUUCCUCAUAUAAUAGUCACUGAUAAGCUAAUUUUUAAAAAGAAAUGCCAUUAAGUAUGUUACAUUGUGGUUUAAAAUUACUAACAAGUUCUGGGAAAGAAAAAUACUUGAUUUUGAAUCUUAAAUGUUUUUUAAAAAUUAGAGUUCAAUGGGCGCAAAGUAAGAAUAUUUUGUUUCUUUAUGGAAGACCUGUGGAAAGGGUUUGAAGAUUUGCAAUGGGAGAAUUAUUUUGCAGAGCUAUCAAUGUCUAAAUAAUUUUUGAAAAAAAAAACAAUAAAGGUAUUUAAGCAGUGUGUGUUCAA
Messenger RNA from Apodemus sylvaticus (European woodmouse), 3935 nucleotides. RefSeq names its product GID complex subunit 4 homolog (gene Gid4). Gene Ontology annotation, cellular component: GID complex; extrinsic component of membrane. The record is from RefSeq and is a predicted model, not a curated record. The transcript has 6 exons. Lineage: Eukaryota; Metazoa; Chordata; Mammalia; Rodentia; Muridae. Gene Ontology annotation, biological process: protein catabolic process in the vacuole; negative regulation of gluconeogenesis; proteasome-mediated ubiquitin-dependent protein catabolic process. Bases 105 to 758 code for a protein of 217 amino acids.